GGUCGGCUUGACGUCCUUCCUAAUAUACCCGUCGACUAACCUGCCGAUCUCGACUGGGGGCGGCCGCCUCAACAUGGACCACUGUACCGAAGCGAGCGGAUGUGGAAGAGCCGAAGUUUGGGCCAGACUGUUUGCGACCAACCAAAAGUGACUGACGUGCCGGGUAUCACGAAUCCCUUAAGACCUUUCAGCUCGCCACAUACAGGCCUGGCUGUCUUCGCGACGAGGCGGUCGGUGACUGUCCGCUUGACCUCGCAGAACAGGGCAGAUCUGCAUCCGGACCAUAUAAGAGAGAUCCGGAGUGACAUCCUAGCCAUCGUACACGCGACACACCACGAGGGCGAGGCGACGGCAUUGAUACGUAGACCAUCCCGCGCGAAUGUGAGAACGCCAACCUUGCACCGCACUGCGGUAUCUCUGUACCGAAUCCCGGACUUGCCAGAACCCUUGCAGCCACCACUGAGGCCCAGUCUAGAUGCGCACGAGGAUUUCCCUUUCAGCCAGCUUCAUAUCAAUAGGCGCCAAUUCAAGCACACUACAUGGCGUGGUGGCGGACUGGACACGCCCAGAUGCUCUUCCGCAUUGUCACCUAGGAAAGUUGCAUCAGCACCCUGGCCUUUCCAGCACUUCAACGCGCAAACAGGGGUUUGGUAUGUCUCUACGCUACAACAACGAAAGGCUGGCGCCCCAAAAAAGAUCCUGAAUGCAAGAGCCCCCAAGUCCUCCUCCGCUUCCUCGACCACUUCCUCAACCACCAAGAAGACCAGCACUACAGCUAGCCCAUCGACCACAUCGACUUCUACGUGUAACCCUCAAUGCCAGGCAUGGUCAAGUGUUGUCAGCCUAGGCAGUGCUUUCGUCAGCACCCUAUGCUCCUUGUAUCGAGACUCCUAUCACCAACACCUUGACCUCCACACCCCAUACCACUUCCAUUAGCACACCUGUGUCUGCUACAACUACUACGCCCACCAGCAUCACGACCACAACUCCGACAGUCUUUACCACUACUUUCGAAACAGCGACAAGCACCACCACGUCCACAGUCACUACCUCGAGCGCCUGUCCCGCAAGUAACCCGAGUGUUUGCAACAAUGUCUGCGUCAAUUUCUCCAACGACAGAGGCAACUGUGGAAGUUGUGGCAAUCGAUGUCCCGCCGGCUACCAAUGUGAUAACGGCGUUUGUGAUCAGCCAUCACCUUGCAACAGUCCCAACAACCAUAUCUACGACUGCAAUGGGAACACUUGCGUCU
This is a messenger RNA of Baudoinia panamericana UAMH 10762, 1250 nucleotides long. RefSeq lists its product as uncharacterized. The coding region runs from base 100 to 936 and encodes 278 amino acids. NCBI's taxonomy places the organism in Eukaryota, Fungi, Ascomycota, Dothideomycetes, Mycosphaerellales, Teratosphaeriaceae. The transcript is spliced from 2 exons. The record is from RefSeq and is a predicted model, not a curated record.